Penicilliopsis zonata CBS 506.65 is the source of this 324-nucleotide messenger RNA. RefSeq lists its product as hypothetical. The record is from RefSeq and is a predicted model, not a curated record. Gene Ontology annotation, molecular function: ergosterol O-acyltransferase activity. The transcript has 3 exons. Gene Ontology annotation, cellular component: endoplasmic reticulum membrane. Gene Ontology annotation, biological process: ergosterol metabolic process. Lineage: Eukaryota; Fungi; Ascomycota; Eurotiomycetes; Eurotiales; Aspergillaceae. The annotation marks the transcript as partial.
CUCGAGUUCUCCCGCGAAUGGAAUAUCCCCGUCCAUCACUUUCUCCGCCGCCACGUCUACUUCCCCUGCAAAGCGCGCUUCUCCCAGUCCAUCGCCAUGUUCAUCACCUUCCUCGUCAGCUCGAUCGCGCACGAGCUUGUCAUGAGCUGCAUCACCAAGAAGCUCCGCGGAUACGGCUUUCUUGCCAUGAUGCUACAGCUCCCUAUUGUUGCGGUGCAGCAGUCUAAAUUCUUCAGGGGGAAGACCACAUUCAAUAAUGUCUUCUUCUGGUGUUCUAUGAUUCUGGGAUUAUCCAUGAUGUGUGCUUUAUAUGUUUUAGUAUAG